This is a messenger RNA of Centropristis striata (black sea bass), 505 nucleotides long. RefSeq names its product C-x(9)-C motif containing 4 homolog (S. cerevisiae) (gene cmc4). The coding region runs from base 144 to 338 and encodes 64 amino acids. Lineage: Eukaryota; Metazoa; Chordata; Actinopteri; Perciformes; Serranidae. Gene Ontology annotation, cellular component: mitochondrial intermembrane space. The transcript is spliced from 3 exons. The record is from RefSeq and is a predicted model, not a curated record.
UUGUCGUCGCAUCACGUGAUGAAAACAUCGCCUUGCAGCCGCAGGAAGAGGUGGCAUUUAGCUUAGCGGCUAACACUAAUAAACGACCUUUAUUAUAGGACCUUGAAAAAUACGUCCUUGUCAACUACCUGGCGUGAUAAAGUAUGCCGCAGAAAGAUCCCUGUCAGAAGCAAGCAUGUGCAAUUCAACAUUGUUUACAAGCUAAUAAAUACGUGGAGAGUAUGUGUCAAGAUGUGAUCAGGGAGAUGCGGCGGUGCUGUGAGACUCACGCUGCAAACUCCAUCUGCUGCUCUGGAUUCAAGGACCCAAAACCCACUGAAAACAAAAGUAUCACAUAGCUUUCCUGUGGAGCGCCUUUGAUGGGAAUAAUAAUGGGAAUAAACAUUGUAUCAAUGUUUUAUUGACUGUAACAGUGCAGUUGAUUAAGUUAAAUGGGCUAUUUUUUAUAGCAAAUAUGUAUUUGACAUGUCAUUGCACGCAAAUAAAACUACUAUGAGCCCUGGAA